Molecule: messenger RNA, 1000 nt
Organism: Marchantia polymorpha subsp. ruderalis
Lineage: Eukaryota; Viridiplantae; Streptophyta; Marchantiopsida; Marchantiales; Marchantiaceae
Source: the annotation of a GenBank genome assembly
UAUUCCCUUCGACGCUGACCUCGAGGUCGAAUUGCGAGCCUUGAAUUUCAUCGACAGAGAAGAUUUGAGAACUUCGUCAUUGUGCACCAUUGAUUUAUUAUUUUCUACGUGCUCACAUUUUGUUUCAUGAAAUUUUGAGCUUUGCACAUCGUCAGGUGGACUUCCUCUUGAGGGUUGCGGAGAAUCAUUAAUUGCAAGCUAUGGGGCUGUUCGGAUUUGGGGGAGGAAAGAAGAAGCAAGAGCAGCCGGAGGAGAAGAAGAAUGUCGAUGAGAAGGUUGACACCACGGCGAUGGCUGAGGACCCAAAAGGAGGAGCCAGCAGCUCUGAUGUGGUGCGGUUGAAUGAGGCACCAUCAGGGCCUAAAGACACGGAUGUGAGUGUGUUCGAGUUUGGAAGCGCCGGAAGCACCGAUGACAAGAUUACCUUGGCUGGCUAUUGCCCGGUUUCGGACGAAAUGGAGCCUUGUCGAUGGGAAAUUUUCCCCUCUGGCCAGGCCGAGGCUCCCGGGUUCAGAAUCGUGUUUUAGGGAUUUUGCCCGCAUUUUGUUUUGAGGAGGUUGAGCAUUCAUUCGAGAUUCUCUCGAGUAAUGAUGUGUCUAAAGUAUUCUGCUGAAGGCGGCGGUCGGUUAGGGGAAACAGGACUCUGUACUUGGAUUCGAUCAAGAGUUGCUGUCUUAUUUCUCGCCAGGGAUAUGAUGAGGCUUGUGCUAGAUCCAACAUUAUUUGUGCCUACAACUGUUGUCAGGAUUGUGCAACUCAAAUUUUGUGUGUGUCUGAGGAGCACAUUUACGUCACCCUGCGAAAGGUUGAUGAACAAAUUUGGAGGAUAGAGAGUUCUAUAUGUAGGCCAACAGGAGGAGAAACUGUUAGCUCAAUAGUCGAAGUAAUAAACUUCUCUUUAUUGCUUGUUUUGGUCGAAGUGAUCCGUUAUAUCAGUUUUAAUAAACCUUGAAGACGCAUGGGCGAUGAACCAAAAACUUGGAAUUCCUGAAAUUAUAGU